AUGAUUCAGGACCUUGAUAAUGAGGGAAGGAAAAUAGUGGAUGAAGAAAGAGAAGAAGAAGAAGAUGAAGAUAAUGGUGAUGCAGUUGAGGGUAGUUCCAUGGUGAAACGUAGGAGGGAUAGGUUGUUGGAAGAGGCUAGGAAUAGUGUUCCUGAAAGUGGGUCUGGGAGAGUGAUGCAUUUGGUUAAGGCCUUUGAGAAGCUUCUCUCUUUACACAAAACUAGUUACAAGGAGAAGGAUGAAAAGGAGGAGGAGGAGGAGGAAGAUGAGAAGCAACAUCAUCAUCAUCAUCAUGAUGGAGAGAAUAGUAAGAAUAAGGUGAUGAAAUGGGCAUUGCCAGGAUUGCAAUUGCAACAACCUCCUAAGGCUUCUGAAACUGAGGUUUCUGCUUCUGGUUCUUCUUUGUUUUGCUGCACUUCAGAGUUGGUUUUGACAUCCGAGAACCUUGGCUUGGAUAAAAGGGUUUCAGUUUCUUCUUCUUGGGAUAGUAGUCGUGGAAGUGUGUCUAGCAGGACUUCUGGGGGUCGAAGAAGCAGGAGAAAUAGCUUGGAAUCAUCUGGGACUUUAGGAGGAAAGAGGUGGAAGAAGAAGCAGCAGCUAAAAGUCACUAGCCAAAAACCAUUCAAGCUAAGAACAGAGCAAAGGGGAAAGUUGAAAGAAGAAGAAUUUACAAAGAAGGUGCAAGAGAUGAUGACAGAAGAAGAGAAGCUGAGAAUACCUAUUGCACAAGGUCUUCCAUGGACAACAGAUGAACCUGAGUGCUUGCUAAAACCUCCUGUGAAAGAAAGCACAAAGCCUAUUGACCUUAAGCUUCAUAGUGAUGUGAGGGCAAUUGAUCGCGCUGAAUUUGACCAUCAGGUGGCAGAAAAAAUGAGCUUGAUAGAACAACAAAAGUUUGAAAUGGAAAGACAAAAUAAGUUGGCAGAAGAGGAAGAGAUCAGAAGAUUGAGGAAGGCACUCAUCCCAAAAGCACAACCCAUGCCUUAUUUUGAUAGACCUUUUGUCCCAAGGAGGUCAAUGAAGCAUCCAACAAUACCUAGAGAACCCAAGUUUCACAUACCCCACCAUAAGAAGAUCAAGUGCUGCUUGUCAUGGAAUGACAUGAGCCCCUACUCCUCCUACCUCAACUAA
Molecule: messenger RNA, 1131 nt
Organism: Gastrolobium bilobum
Lineage: Eukaryota; Viridiplantae; Streptophyta; Magnoliopsida; Fabales; Fabaceae
Product: microtubule-destabilizing protein 60-like
Exons: 8
Coding region: 1-1131 (376 amino acids)
Biological process (GO): regulation of mitotic spindle organization; mitotic spindle assembly; activation of protein kinase activity
Cellular component (GO): mitotic spindle; nuclear microtubule
Molecular function (GO): protein kinase activator activity; microtubule binding
Source: RefSeq, a predicted model, not a curated record